AUGCGGCGAGCCGCUGUUUUUGCUUUGCGCACGGCUCGACGCUCUGCCUUUGGAAAGCUCAUAUCCAAGAACUCCCUCUCUUUUCCGAGUCAUGUCGUAGCCGUUCCCCAUUCCACAUCUCUCGUACGAAGAUACAGUAUAUCACGACAGCCAUUGCAGGCUUCUAUGCGGUUACCGAAGAUACCUAUUGUUUUGGGAACGCUGGGGGCUAUUGGAGCAUGGUACGCCUAUUCGGGUGAUGGGUCAGACCGUCUGCUACGGAAUCCGGCCUCGCCAAUAUCCUCCCAACCGACAAGGAGUUUGAACACCACACCAGAUAUUACCCCACCCACGCCAGAGCCGACGAGUCCUGCGCCUGUGACGGCCGGGCCGGAGCCAAAUCGAAAAGCCCUGGUCGUCGACAACGAUCAGUUUUUCACCGGAUCUAUUGUUGGCGAAGGUCCAUUGGCGAAGGAUACCGAUGAUCGCGGCCGAAAGGUUCUCGAGAUGAUGACACCAGAGCAGGCCACGGAAAGACUCCGGAAAAAUGAGCACUCAUAUUUAGUAGGUCGCGGUCGUGGCGUGGUCAGAUAUGAUGUUGUACAACUACCGAGCAACGACCCUAUUGAAGACGAUCAUGCGGAGAAGAUUGUGGAGGUUCCGAGCAGUGUCGCCGCAACAGAUGGAUCAGCUUCCUCGGAUUGGAUGUUUUGGGGUGUCUUUGACGGUCAUUCCGGAUGGACAACAUCUGCCAAACUGCGCCAAGUACUCAUCUCCUUUGCUGCUCGUGAACUCAACAACACAUAUAAGGCUGCUCUGUCGAAUGCAAAGUCGCCGUUUCCUUCGCCUGCAGCGAUUGACCAAGCGCUGAAGUCCGCUUUUGUUAAAUUAGACAACGAAAUAUGCCUAGACAGUGUCAGCAAGUUGAGUAAGAAUCCAAGCAAGAGGCUUGCUGCAGAGAUACUCGCUCCUGCGCUCUCCGGGUCAUGCGCUCUACUAUCAUUCUACGACUCGCAAAGCAAAACCUUACGCGUGGCAUGUACAGGAGAUAGUAGAGCAGUGCUUGGGCGGCGGAACAUGCAGACAGGGAAAUGGUUCGCUACUCCUCUAUCAGAAGAUCAGACCGGCUCGAAUCCCAACGAAGAAGCGAGGAUGCGAGCAGAACAUCCGGGCGAAGAGUUUGUCAUCCGAGCCGGCCGUGUCUUGGGCAAUCUGGAACCAACCCGGGCGUUUGGCGAUGCUUUCUACAAGUGGUCUCGCGAUACGCAGGACCGAAUAAAGAAACAUUUCUUCGGACGAACACCACACCAGCUGCUCAAGACACCACCCUAUGUGACCGCCGAACCCGUCGUAACAAGCACAUCUAUUGAACCCUCCAAGGGCGAUUUCCUGGUUAUGGCUACUGAUGGGCUAUGGGAGAUGCUCACCAAUGAGGAAGUUGUCGGACUCGUCGGUCAAUGGAUCGAUCAGCAGAAUAAACAAGCCACCACAUCAUCAAAUUCCAGCACAGCCUGGCUAUCAUCUUGGUUCAAGUCAUCCUCUCCACCGGCACUACCGGUCGAGAAGGGAGGCAACAUGGAUAAAACAGGACGUAUUGACACCGGAAAAGAUGGCAAUCACGAGAAACCGAUCCGACAGCAGCAAUGGGAUGUGAGGUCUGAGAACAAUGGGCGUUUCGUGGUCGAGGACAAGAACGCUGCGACGCACUUGAUCCGCAAUGCAUUGGGCGGAAAGGAUAGGGAUAUGGUCUGUGCAUUGCUCACUCUGCCGAGUCCCUAUAGCAGACGAUAUAGAGACGAUCUGACCGUCGAAGUCAUCUUCUUUGGCGAAGGCGAGGAUACCGGGGCGGUGGUGAUCAAUGCCGAAGCAACGGCACAAAGUGGCAAUGGGAAAGAGAAGGGUUUGAAAGCCAAGUUGUGA
Molecule: messenger RNA, 1899 nt
Organism: Rhinocladiella mackenziei CBS 650.93
Lineage: Eukaryota; Fungi; Ascomycota; Eurotiomycetes; Chaetothyriales; Herpotrichiellaceae
Exons: 1
Coding region: 1-1899 (632 amino acids)
Biological process (GO): protein dephosphorylation
Molecular function (GO): protein serine/threonine phosphatase activity
Source: RefSeq, a predicted model, not a curated record